Molecule: messenger RNA, 474 nt
Organism: Ceratosolen solmsi marchali
Lineage: Eukaryota; Metazoa; Arthropoda; Insecta; Hymenoptera; Agaonidae
Product: trypsin-5-like
Exons: 2
Coding region: 76-474 (132 amino acids)
Biological process (GO): proteolysis
Molecular function (GO): serine-type endopeptidase activity
Source: RefSeq, a predicted model, not a curated record
UUUAUUAACCUUCUAGAGUAUAAAACUUUUGAAUUAUUCUCAUAAGUUUCAUAAAGAAUCUGUAAUUUAUCUGAGAUGCAGCGAUUACAAUAUAUUCCUACAGCUAUUGCAAUAUCUUUGCUUAUUGCUAAUGCAUAUUCUACUGAUACUAAUGCGAUAACAAAUAUCGUGGGUGGACAUAAUAUUCAGAUCGACGUUGUUCCACAUCAAGUUGCAAUAGUAUUGCGUGAAAAGCUUUUGUGUGGUGGCAGUAUAUUGACAAAAAAAUAUGUUCUCAGUGCUGCACACUGUGUAUUGGAGACGCUGGACAUCUCUUUAAUUAUUCAUGCGGGUACUUCCUUUUGGGCCAAACCUGGAAGUAUUCAUCAUGUUGAAUCCAGUACCACUUAUGGCGCUUCAGAAAACGUUGACGUAGCCGUUUUACGUGUUACUGAGCCUUUUGUUUUUGAUAAGAAACGCCAACCAAUCAGGUAG